Messenger RNA from Pseudozyma flocculosa PF-1, 2496 nucleotides. RefSeq lists its product as uncharacterized. The record is from RefSeq and is a predicted model, not a curated record. NCBI's taxonomy places the organism in Eukaryota, Fungi, Basidiomycota, Ustilaginomycetes, Ustilaginales, Ustilaginaceae. Gene Ontology annotation, molecular function: beta-glucosidase activity. The transcript has 7 exons. The coding region runs from base 1 to 2496 and encodes 831 amino acids.
AUGAGCGAGGCCCAGACCAAGGCGGCCACCUACGCCGCCCACGACCUCUCGCAUGCCGCCCUCGGCCAUGGCCCCUUGCGCGUCAGAGGAAACCGCUUCCUCGACCAACACGGCAGGACCCUCCUCCUUCGAGGAAUCAACGUGUCCGGCGCAAGCAAGCUCCCCACCACUCCAAACGGACUCUCCCACCUCUCCCAAGGCUUCUACAGUCACCGCUCCGUCUCCUUCAUCGGACGUCCCUUCCCCCUCGACCAGGCGCCCCUCCACCUGGCCCGCCUCAAGGCCUGGGGACUCACCCUCGUACGCCUCCUCGUCACCUGGGAGUCGAUCUCGCAUGCCGGCCCAAACCCAAACACCGACCUCGACCACGACUACAUCCACUACCUCACCCAGCUCAUCCAGCUCAUGCCAAAAUACGGCAUCAAGUGCUUCGUAUGCGCCCACCAGGACGUGUGGAGCCGUUUCAGCGGCGGCAGCGGCGCUCCCGGCUGGACUUUUGAAGCUGCCGGCCUCGACAUCCACGCAUUCACCCAGACGGGCGCCGCCUACGUCCACAGCCAGGACGAACUGCGCCGCGCCACCGCAAAGGCCAACAAGGCCGAGCCAAGCGGGCCCUUCCUCUGGCCUUCCGGCUACCAAAAGCUCGCCGCCUCGACCAUGGCCACCCUCUUUUGGGCAGGCGAUGCAUUUGCGCCCGACCUCGUCUGCACCCGCACCGCCCUCGACGGGUCAGGCCGCCACGAGGUCGUCUCCAUCCAGACCUUCCUUCAAGACGCUUACUUUGAGGCUUUUGGCCGGCUGUCCGAUGCCCUCUCCGGCCUGGAAGCUUGCAUCGGCUUCGAGGCCAUGAAUGAGCCGCAUCGCGGUCUCGUCAACCUUCACUCUUUCUACAAGUGGAACUACGACACCGACCUACACAUCGGCCACUAUCCGACCCUGGCCGAGGCGCUCGCCCUCGGCAGCGGACACGCUCAAAAGGUGCACUACUACGUCAAGACCUGGCCCAUGCCCACCCGCAUCUCCCAUCGCUCUCUUUUGGACCCUCAAGGACGCUCGGCCUGGCUUCCCGCCGAUGUGGUCUCGGCGCAAGGCGGUGUCGAUCGACCAAAAGGUAUGGGACGAUGUGUAUGGAAAGCACACGGCGUAUGGGAGUGGAACGACACCAAACAGGCCGCCGUCAUCCUACAGCACAGCUACUUUGACGAAGACCAUCGAAAGGGCAGAGAGGGACAGAGGGUGGAGUGGUACCGAGACUUCUACACACCCUUCCUCAAGCGCUUUCAUCAGAGAGUAAACCGGAAGGCGUCCAGCAACCUAUCCUUCCUCGAGCCGAUCCCGAACGAGUUUAUGCCUCCGUGGAAGCCGGCCGCCGCACUCGACGAAGAGGCCGCACGAGCUCUUCGCGAGGCGGCCACGGCCCAGUCGUACGCGGCCAAGACGCUGCUGGAAGAGGAGCGGCCGAGCAACCUCGUCUACGCGCCCCACUUCUACGACCUCAACGUUCUCUUUGGCAAGACGCACGCGUGGAUGAGCGUCAACGUCCAGGGACUGUCGAGGGGCAUGUUUGUACUAAAGGCCCUCUACUUUGGAGCGGACGGCCUGCGCAAAAACUACCGCACCCAACUCGCCAACAUCGUCCGGUACGCUCGAGCUUCGCUGGGCGCGUUGCCCAUCGUCAUUGGCGAGGUCGGCAUCCCAUACGACAUCAACAAGCGGCUGGCCUUUGCUACGGGCGACUUCUCCAAGCAGCGCGAGCUGAUGGACGCCCUCAUCGGUGCCAUGGAGGACAACCUGCUGCACUUUACCCUCUGGAACUAUAAUCCGGACAACCGCAUCGAGUAUGGCGACGGCUGGAACAACGAGGACUUUUCACUGACCAACGGCGGCUCGGACACCGGUCUCCCGGUCAAGCACGACUUCCGCAACCACUCCUUCGAGGGCGACGAGCUGUUCCGCGGAGGGAGGGUCUUAGACGUCGUGAUCCGACCAUACGCUGCCAAGGUGGCGGGGCAGCCGCUCAAGACGCAGUGGGACCAGAGGACGCUGAGAUAUGAAUUCGAGUGGGGCAACGUCCCGUCAUCUGCCACCGACGAUGAUGCAGGGGUGGACGAGGCUACCGACCGUAAGCGCAGGACCACCGAGAUCUUCCUUCCUGCUUAUCACUACAGGGGCAAGGAGUUCAGCGUCACUGUGAGCGAUGGCGAGUACACGCUCGAUGCCGAGAACCAGACCCUCUACAUCGUCCAUGCCAACAGGGAGCCGUUUGUCAAGCACAGGGCGACGAUCGAGCUGCGCGACGAGAGGGCGCACAUGCUGCAGCGGGUCCGUGAGCGGCGUCGGCAUGUGGGAUCCCGAUCGCCCCUGCCGGUAAGCCUGGAGCUGUGGCUCGAGUCGUGGACCGUGUCGCAGGUGCUCAGUAUCUCGAUAGUGGUGCUGGUGGCGCUCGUCGGCAUCGUGGCCAUCGACCAACACGUCGUUGCCACCCUCGAACGGUAG